AGUGGCAUGUCGCAUAUAAUUUAAGCUUUGAGUAUAUUUCUGUAGACAUUUUAGAAGGUGUACCUUAGAAAAUGACUCACACAAUCUUGAUUUGUUAUGUUAUUUAUUUUGUAUUGACGACUGGCAGGGGAUACGCACAGGAAUCUAGUGAUGAAGAAGAAAAUGAUGAUGUUUGCGUCACACCUGGUUGUGUGGUGGCAGCUGCCCGUAUCAUAAGUGCAAUUGAUAGAAAUGUUAACCCCUGUGACGAUUUUUACAACUUUGCUUGUGGAGCAUGGAUUAAGGAACAUGUGAUUCCAGAAGAUAAGAGUUCGUUUAAUGUAUUUGCUGAAGUCAGGGACGAUGUAGAUGUCACGGUCAUUGGUAAGCCGAACAAAUUUACUUAAAACAAAUGGUUGGGCCUAUUAUAAAUUUACCGGUUCAUCCUUGAAGCAGUAAGGCACGAUCUUAAUAUCAGUUGAAUUGCAUGAAGGAAACUUUAGUAAGAGUAUAUGAUCUACACGGGCCUUAUUAUGAUGCUUAUAUUCUUUGGAAUCGAGUACGUAGCAUCAUACACCGUGAUUUCAAAACAAGAAACAUGUUUAUCUCAUUGAAAAUAAUCAUAGAAAUAAUUCAUAAUUUAAAAUAUUCACAUAAAAGCAUCAGAUUAUAAUUAUGUUACAUUGUUUAUUUGCAUUUUAUCUGCAGAGAGGAAGACAAAAUAUUGCUUAAUUCUUGUUCAUUUCUGCUCGUAAUAUCGCCUUAUUUGACCUUGUUAAAGUAAGAUUAAAAAAAAAAACAACAACAACAACAUCAUAUUAGAUUUUCACAAUCAUGCAGCUAUCUAAUAGGAUUUUGAAAUAAACGUUCACGAUUACCAUUUAAACUUGAGUGAAAACAUAUAUACCAUACAAUAAUUGAAAAUUUAUACCAUGUCUUAUUUAAUGGAAUAAUGUAUCUACCAUUCUAGUGACAAGAAAGUUAUUUUAAAAGAAUAGCAAUGAUUCAAGUUUUAUGAGAAAAGACUCCUAAUUCCCUUGAUUUCGAGGAUAAAGUAUGUGAAUCAGUUUUCCUAAAUAUGGUGCCAUCAUGUGCGACCAUAUAUGAACAAAAUAUUGAUUUAAGUUAUCUAUAUAUUAACUGACAUAUUGUAUAACACUUCCAACGUUUGAACUCAAUGGAUCCUAUUUGAGCAGAUUUGCUAAGACAAGGCCGACACUAUGAUUAAUUUCUUUUGUGUGUUAGAAGCCUGUUCUUUUACAGUUAAGCCAGUGUAACUGAAGAGUUCAUGCAUAGUCAAAAUGACAUUGUGAAAGAGUUUGAGCCAGCAUCUGCUCCAAAUUCUCUUUUUCUGUAUAAAAACUAGUCUGACAUUAGCUUUAGAUACGAUAAUUACUGAUGAAUCGAGAACAGUACCAAAAUAUUCAAUAGUGUUUCUCAAGACUCGUUGUUUAACUUCGUACAAAAAUGAAACAAAAAUACUUAAUUGGAUAAAUUAUGAUGUUUAACCAAUUCAUUGUACUUAAAAUGACGACAUAAUUUAUUCGAGCACCAGCGUAUUCAAAGGUUAUUGUCAUUUGAUAAAAUGAACUUUUUUAUGAUAUUUAUGUCUGUUAUCUGAAUUAUACAUAUUAUAACCUUGUUACAAGCUUCUAACAAAGCCACUGAUCCAGAAGUAGUCAGGAAGGCAAGAAACCAUUACAAAGCUUGCAUGGAUAAAGAUAAAGCCGAAGCACUAACACUAAGGACUAUCCAUCAGUAUACAGAAGCAUUUGGAGGUUGGCCUGUGCUUGGUUCAAAUGAUGGUGGAAAAUGGGAUCCUAACCGGUACAAUCUUGAAAAUUUGCUAGUUCAUUCAAAGCAGCGGGGGACGAGCAUGCCACUAAUCGAAGUUGGAGUCGUCAACGAUAUUUUAAAUCCAACGAAAUAUAUACUUUAUAUCGACCAAGCUUCACUUGGAAUGCCUAGUCGAGAGUACUACCUCAAAGAUCGAUAUGACAAAAUUCUUAUGGCGUACCAGACACUGCUUGAAGAAAGCUAUGUUGCCUUCGGUGCUGAUCCGACUACUGCUGAAAAUGAUGCAAAAGAUGUUGUUGACAUGGAAAUAGAAGUUGCUAAUAUAACACUGCCAAGUGAAUUAAGAAGAGAUGUUACGAAAUGGAAAAACAAAAAGACCAUUGGAGAGCUUGGUGAUAAAUUUCCAGGGGUUGACUGGAAAAAACUAAUAACAGGCACGAUGAAAAUUAUUGGGAUGUCAAUAAAUGAUUCUGAGCCGGUUGUAGCCGUAUCACCAUCCUUUCUCCAGAAAAUUGGUAAUGUCAUCAGCAAAUACCCGUCUAGGGUGAUCGCUAACUACAUUAUUGGGAGUGUGGUAAUGGAUGGCAAAGUAAUAUUUUACCUUCCUCAAAUAUUUAAAGAUAUACAGCAUAGAUAUCAGCAGGUUUUAAGUGGAACUACACAAGAGUCAGCCAGGUGGCAGAAAUGUUCCAACAAUGUAAAGCUCGUGUUUCCAGAGGCUGUCGGACGACUAUUUGUUGAAGAAAAAUUUAGAACAGGUGCCAAAGAAAAUGUUCUUGAAUUAGUUGACAACCUGAAGAAAGCCUUCAAAGGAAUGGUAGAUGAAUUAACUUGGAUGGAAGACAGCACAAAACAACUUGCAAAGGAGAAGGCAGAUGUUAUGGAGGCAAUGAUUGGUUACCCAGAUCUAUUAUUCAAUGAUAGUGCUCUUCAUUCCAAAUAUGAAAACGUGACGGUAUACAUUGAUGAUCCAUUGAGAACUAUUAUCAAUGCAGGCGAAGCUGCAGUGAUUCGUGGACUUCAGAAACUACGAAAAGUCGUUGACAAAACCGAGUGGAUGUCAUCCGCUGCUGAUGUGAACGCCUUCAACCUAAUUUUCAGGAAUCAGAUCCUGUUUCCUGCAGCAAUACUUCAGCCACCUUAUUAUUCAUAUGAGCAGCCUGAGUAUCUGAAUUAUGGUGGUAUAGGAUAUGUGAUUGGACAUGAGAUCUGUCAUGGCUUUGAUGAUCAAGGUCGAAAUUUUAACAAGUAUGCUGGAAUGAUAAACUGGUGGUCUGACAAUGAUUCGGCUAAGUACAAAGAUCGGGCACAGUGUAUCAUUGACCAGUAUGAUAACUUUACAGUACCAGGUACGGACGGAACGAAGUUAAAUGGUAGACUAACAAUAGGAGAAAAUAUUGCAGAUAAUGGUGGAAUCAAAGAAAGUUUCAAGGCGUAUCGCGAAUGGUUGAAGACAAACCGACAUGGCAAAGAAGAGCAAAAACUACCCGGGCUGAACUAUACACCUAAUCAGUUGUUGUACCUAAAUGCCGCACAGGUAUGGUGUGAUGAAACAAGAAAAGAAGAAAAACUCAAGAGAAUAUACACAGACUCUCAUAGCUAUCAAAUGUUUAGAGUGAUUGGUCCACUACAAAAUUCGGAAGAAUUUUCGAUAGCUUGGAAUUGCCCAGCAGGUUCCUACAAGAAUCCACCAAACAAGUGCACAGUGUGGUAGACGUAGAAGACAACAGAACGGAUGACGACCAUGUUUAUAAUGUUUAUACAACAUCUGCAUUGACUUGUUAUUGAAUAGAUUUUGCACUUAAUAUAAUGUGUUUAAUUAUUACUUUCGUAUUACAUUAGAUUCAAAUAUGGAUUUAACAAAUAUUAAAGGGACUGGACUCAAGAUUUUGGUUGAAAAUGAUCUUUUUUUAAAAUUGAGAUUUGGCCAUAUGAUGAACAUUAGAACAUGAGUUUUUGAUUUUAAAUUAUCUAUAAAAAUAGAAAUUUCAAAAGUAAAAGCAGUUUGCUUAUGGUGCUUGAUAUGACUUUCUAGAACAUGUGAAUUUAAUGGUCAAGGAAGGAAAGGAUUUGACAUCUGUGGGUGGAAUGAA
Mercenaria mercenaria is the source of this 3869-nucleotide messenger RNA. RefSeq names its product membrane metallo-endopeptidase-like 1. The coding region runs from base 1691 to 3490 and encodes 599 amino acids. The transcript has 20 exons. The record is from RefSeq and is a predicted model, not a curated record. Gene Ontology annotation, cellular component: plasma membrane. Gene Ontology annotation, molecular function: metalloendopeptidase activity. Gene Ontology annotation, biological process: protein processing. NCBI's taxonomy places the organism in Eukaryota, Metazoa, Mollusca, Bivalvia, Venerida, Veneridae.